Molecule: messenger RNA, 3198 nt
Organism: Ziziphus jujuba (common jujube)
Lineage: Eukaryota; Viridiplantae; Streptophyta; Magnoliopsida; Rosales; Rhamnaceae
Product: chloride channel protein CLC-d
Exons: 23
Coding region: 382-2781 (799 amino acids)
Biological process (GO): chloride transport; transmembrane transport
Cellular component (GO): membrane; intracellular membrane-bounded organelle
Molecular function (GO): voltage-gated chloride channel activity
Source: RefSeq, a predicted model, not a curated record
AAAUUGAAGUGAAAAGACAACGCGCAGAGCGAGCGGUCGACAGAUACGGACGGUUCUACGGCAUUGUCAGCUGAGCCCCCAACUCUCUAUUUUUUUCUUUUCAUUUUCUCUCUCUUUCUCAGAUCAAUUUUAUACAAAAAAACAAAAAAGAAAAAAAAAAGAAGCUAUUUGGGUAUUUUCUUUCUCCGAGUAUAUGAACCAUGCUUUGACGAUUCUUCAGAGAGAUUGAAUUCACGUCUCAGAUGCUGUGCGGAUCCGAAUCCCUAUUGCUGCUUCGAGGAGGAUUUGGAAACCUGAGGAUUAAGUAUUUGUUGUCCAAUUUGCUGGUUUUUUAGGGUUAUAGGAAUUUUUUUUUUUUGAUUACCGGAUCGAGCAGCAUCGAUGCUGUCGAAUCAUCUUCAGAAUGGGAUCGAGACGGCGAAGCUGGUCUGGUCCAGGAUCCCAAACUCGGAGGAUAACGACAAUCAGGAAAGCCUUGAUCUUAUCAAACCCAACGAUGACGGCAACGUCGAGAGCCUUGACUACGAAGUCAUCGAGAAUUGCACUUAUUGGGAUGAGCAGGCGCAAAGAGGAAAACUUUAUGUUGCAUACUGUGUGGUGGUCAAGUGGUUCUUCGCAUUGCUCAUUGGCCUUGGUACUGGAUUAGCUGCUGUUUUCAUCAAUAUAUCUGUUGAGAAUUUCGCGGGCUGGAAAUUUGCAUUGACUUUUUCUAUUAUACAAAAAUCAUAUGUGGCUGGAUUUCUGUUGUACAUAUUAAUCAACUUGGCUUUGGUCUAUUCCUCUGUAUAUAUCAUCACACAAUUUGCACCUGCAGCAGCUGGAUCUGGUAUUCCUGAAAUCAAGGGUUAUUUGAAUGGAAUUGACGUACAUGGUAUCCUUCUACUUAGAACCUUGAUUGGGAAGAUAUUUGGAAGCAUUGGCUCCGUCGGAGGCGGUCUGGCACUUGGCAAGGAAGGUCCACUUGUUCAUACAGGUGCUUGUAUCGCUUCUUUGCUUGGACAAGGUGGAUCUAAAAAAUAUCAUCUAAACUCAAAGUGGCUGCAAGUAUUUAAAAGCGACAGGGAUCAACGCGAUCUUGUAACCUGUGGGUGUGCAGCUGGAGUUGCUGCUGCUUUCAGAGCUCCAGUUGGUGGCGUAUUAUUUGCAUUGGAAGAAGUUACCUCCUGGUGGAGGAGUCAACUUAUGUGGCGUGUCUUCUUUACUUCUGCUAUUGUGGCUGUUGUGGUGCGUAGUGCAAUGAAUUGGUGUAAGAGUGGAAAGUGUGGUCAUUUUGGCUCAGGUGGCUUCAUAAUAUGGGACGUUUCAGAUGGACAAGAGGACUACUCUUUUGAGGAGUUAUUGCCAAUGGCAAUAAUUGGUGUCAUUGGAGGGUUAUUAGGAGCUCUAUUUAACCAGCUUACAUUUUACAUAGCUUACUGGCGACGAAAUUAUUUACAUAAAAGGGGGACCCAAGUUAAGAUUGUUGAAGCAUGUCUCGUUUCCUUGUUAACUUCGAUUAUUUCUUUUGGUUUACCACUUUUAAGAACAUGUAGUCCGUGCCCUGAGGCUGUUCCUGAAUCUGGAAUUGAAUGCCCGAGGCCUCCAGGAAUGUAUGGGAAUUAUGUGAAUUUUUACUGCAGUAAGGACAAGGAGUACAAUGACCUUGCAACUAUUUUCUUUAAUACUCAGGAUGACGCCAUAAGGAAUUUAUUCAGCGCAAAAACAAUUCAUGAGUUCAGUGCCCAAAGUUUAUUGACCUUCUUGGUUAUGUUUUAUUCAUUAGCAGUUGUGACAUUUGGUACUGCUGUUCCAGCUGGUCAAUUUGUUCCUGGAAUAAUGAUUGGAUCAACUUAUGGUCGUCUUGUGGGCAUGUUUGUUGUUAGCUUCUACAAGAAGCUCAAUAUUGAGGAGGGGACAUAUGCUCUUCUUGGAGCUGCUUCUUUUCUUGGGGGUUCAAUGCGGAUGACAGUGUCUCUGUGUGUCAUUAUGGUUGAAAUCACAAAUAAUUUGAAACUUUUACCUCUUAUCAUGCUUGUUCUUCUUAUUUCAAAGGCUGUUGGCGAUGCUUUUAAUGAAGGCCUGUAUGAAGAACAGGCACGAUUAAGGAACAUUCCUUUACUAGAAUCAAGACCUAAGUACCAGAUGCGGAAAAUGACAGCAAAAGAUGUUUGUGGUAACAGGGUGGUCUCUUUCCCUCGUGUUGUUAAGGUUGCAGAUGUGGUUUCUAUUUUGCGGAGCAACAAGCACAAUGGCUUCCCUGUGAUUGAUCACACAAGAAAUGGAGAAGCACUCGUCAUUGGUCUCAUGCUUCGCAGUCACUUAUUAGUACUUCUGCAGUCCAAGGUAGAUUUCCAGCAUAGUCCUUUGCCAAGUGAUCCAGCAAGACCAAAACCUAUCAGCAGACACAAUUUCAGUGAAUUUGUGAAACCUGCUUCUGGUAAAGGAAUAUCUAUAGAAGAUAUACAUCUUAGUUCAGAUGACUUAGAAAUGUUCCUAGAUCUUGCCCCUUUUUUGAAUCCUUCCCCAUAUAUCGUCCCCGAGGAUAUGUCUGUGACAAAGGUAUAUAAUCUCUUUCGCCAGUUAGGCUUGAGGCAUAUAUUUGUUGUUCCUCGUCCAUCCUGUGUGAUCGGUUUAAUUACCAGAAAGGAUUUAUUGAUCGAGGAGAACGAGGAUUCAGCUAUGGAGCUCCAAUCGACUAGUGUAAGAACUCAGCUUCGUGAUAAGGAGACGGUCAGGAGGAAUGCGGAUUCAGAGCUUCCGCUUCUCAACGGUCUUCUAGGAAAAAAUCAUACAGCUGGCUGAGAUGCUCGUCAAUUUUCUCUGAUGACUAAUUUCUUACUACUACGUUGAUUAUACCUCUCCAUCCCCUCCUAUUGGAAUCCAAAGCUUUUUCAGUUAUGUUUACGAACCUAACUAGGUUUUGCAGGGUUUAGAGAUAUUCAUUUACCAUCGCUCCCCCUUGUAGUGAGGGGAUAAUGGACCACACCAUCUUGAAUUUUUGUUUCAUAUACAACUGUAAAAUUAAAAACAAUAAAGACAGAUCAAUGCAAAACAAAGUUGUUUGCAUUCAGUGGGAGAAAUAGGGUUAUGACCGAUUAUAGAUUUCACAAAAAUAUGGGGGCUGGAGAGUGUCGGUUAUGCGAUCAAUACAACUUAUGAUAUUAGAUUUGUACUAGAAAUUCUUUUUUAGUGAAAUGGAUAUAAAAUUUUCAGCUACUA